UUUCAGACAUGGCGGAAGGAGUGCGAAUUCUCCAUUUUAAAAGGCUUUUACUGCUGAAUAUUUUACCAAGAAGAUACUUGUUUGGUUGAAGGUGAAUGCGUUGCGUUUGUCUACGAUUUAGAAAUUGAUUACUGUAUUCAUAUUUUGCAGCAGUUUAUUCUUCGAAUGCGUGCAUGUAGGCUAAAUGCUGUUGAAGCCAACAUUUUUUUUUUUGCACUAGUUUUAAGUAAUUUCCAUUGCUUAGGCUACUUGUUAGUUCAAUAGUAUAUAAGAGACCAUGAAUACUAAAGAGAUAAUUCAUUAUGCUAUACAAAUAGAAAAGUUGCACAAUGAUGGCAGCUAUGAAGAUAUUGUAUCAUUACUGACAGAUCUGAAUAACAUUCCUGUCACUUUAGAGCAGAUUCAGACUACAGAAAUUGUGAAGGUUCUUUAUAAGCUACUUAAUUUCUGUCCAACUGUGAGUGCUAAAACAAUAGCAAAGAGCUUGCUCUCAAAAUGGAAGAAGUUGUACAAGCUGUCACCUAUGCUGAAAAAUAAUAACAAAGACCCACAGGAGAACAAGGAACUAGAGACACAUAACCUGCCUAAUGUUGAGGAGUGUUUGGAAAUUCCCUCUGUUACCAGUGGAUCUGAGCACUUAAAUGAAAGGGGGAAUGAGAAUCAAGCAUGUACAUGCAACACAGAGCAACAUGACAUAACAAAGGAUGUAAAACAAGACAAAUGUGAAGACAGUAGUGUGUGCUCAGAUAAGUUGUCUUCAGAAAAGCCUUGUCCAGCAAAUGACACUGCAGAAUAUGUUCAGUUACAACAUGAGGAAGAAAGAUCUGUCCGAGAGGAAGAUUUUAGAACCUCAGUUCCUCAAAACACAAAUCAGCCCAGCACUUCCUCUGAGUCCACGGCAUUGAGAUGCAAAUGUAUCUUGCUGAUUCUCCAGGCUCUUACCCCAAAUCAGCAAAAAGACUCAGAUCAUAUGGACAAACACAAAGCCCUUGCUCAAGACAUUGAAGCACAUGUUCAUGCUCUUUAUGGAAGAACCCAGCUUAAGUACAAGUCCUGCAUCAGGAGCAAGGUGGCCAACCUAAAGAACCCAAAGAACUCUCAUCUACGCCAAGGUCUUAUGUCAGGACACCUGACUCCAGAGGCAUUUGCCCAGAUGUCUGCAGAGGAAAUGGCAGGGGCAGAACUUCGACAGCUCAGGGAAGGUUACACCACUUUGGGCAUCAGUGAGCAUCAGUUACCAGAGGUGGUGGAAGGGACACCCACCAGUAAAGUUCGCUGCAGGCGCUGUGGCAGUUUGGACUGCAGGGUAACACAGAUCUCACGAGGGAUGCUGUUCUUGCCCUCGUGGGUACGGAGUGGCAGUGCAGAUAAUGAUUCAAUGACUUUUAUGACCUGUGCUAAUUGUGGAGAGCAGUGGUACCACAGCAACUGGGUUUGCCUUUGAGCAAGUGUAUAUGUAUUGAUAACUGCAAUAAUGAUGAAUAGCAGUAUUGUUCUGCACUAUUUGAGCUUUCAGUGGACAGUUAAAUCAAGUAAAGAUUUUUCAGUCAGA
This is a messenger RNA of Rhinichthys klamathensis goyatoka, 1552 nucleotides long. RefSeq names its product transcription elongation factor A N-terminal and central domain-containing protein. NCBI's taxonomy places the organism in Eukaryota, Metazoa, Chordata, Actinopteri, Cypriniformes, Leuciscidae. Bases 278 to 1444 code for a protein of 388 amino acids. The record is from RefSeq and is a predicted model, not a curated record. Gene Ontology annotation, cellular component: nucleus. The transcript has a single exon. Gene Ontology annotation, biological process: DNA-templated transcription.